AUGCGGUUUCUUUCAACCAUUCUCUUCGCUGCAUCAUCACUUGCUACUAUAGCAAAUGCAUAUGACGACCCAUUAAUACACCUCGACUAUGGCUCCUUCCAGGGCAAAUACGACAGUACCUAUAACCUCUCAUAUUUCCGAAAGAUCCCCUUCGCUGCACCUCCCACGGGCGAAAAUCGGUUUCGCGCUCCUCAGCCACCACUGAAAAUUACAAAUGGCACGUACGACACUGAUCAAACCUUCGACAUGUGUGCCCAGCGCACGGUCAAUGGCACGGAGGAUUGUCUAUACCUAGGUCUCUUCUCUAGACCGUGGGAUACGUCCAAGGAUAUUCGCAGACCGGUACUAGUCGUGUUCUACGGCGGUGCAUUUAUCCAGGGUGAUGCCGCGUUUACUAUGCCGCCGUCUUCAUUCCCAAUUCUGAAUGUUAGCACGUUGAAUGACUACGUCGUGAUAUACCCGAACUACCGACUAAACGCGUUCGGUUUCCUGCCAGGAAAAGCGAUCAAAGAGUCUUCUACAUCGGAUCUCAAUCCUGGAUUGCUGGAUCAGCAGUAUGUCCUAAAAUGGGUCCAGAAUAAUAUCCACCAUUUUGGCGGUGAUGCUCGCAAUGUCUCUAUUUGGGGCCAAUCGGCCGGUGCGGGAUCCGUCGUGGCACAGGUCCUUGCCAACGGACGAAAUGGAAAUCCAAAGCUCUUUUCAAAGGCUCUUGCUAGUUCACCUUUCUGGCCGAAGACAUAUGCUUAUAAUGCACCCGAGGCGGAAGCUAUCUACAACCAGCUUGCGAAUUUGACCGGCUGUGCUGAAAAGGGUCACGACAAAGAGGUUCUGGCAUGUCUGAAAUCAGUCGAUGUACAGACUAUCCGUGAUGCUAGCUUGAUCAUUGAUGCAGAGCAUACGUGGACGACUAGCUCGUAUACAUGGGCUCCCGUCAUUGAUGGCGAUUGCCUGGCCGAUACGUUGACUGAUGCUGUUAGCAGCGGCACGUUGAACACGGAGUUUGUGUGGGGAAUGUACAACACCCAUGAGGGACAGAACUUUGUUCCAUCGGGUUUACAAAAUGCUGCCCUUACUAGUGGGUAUAAUUCUUCCAUUGCGAGCUUCCACCAGUGGGUUACGGGUUUCUUGCCUGGAUUGUCUGCGAAGCAGAUCGAUUUAGUUGAGAAUGUGUAUUACCCGGUGGAUGGGAGCACGGAGACAAUCGACGAGUAUAAUACGACGUACGUUCGCGCGGGACUAAUUUACAGAGAUGUGGUUCUUGCGUGCCCGGCCUAUUGGGUUGCAUCGGAUGCGCAGAGGAAAGGGUAUGUUGGUGAAUAUACUAUUUCGCCAGCGACUCAUGGCAGCGAUACCAUCUACUGGAAUAAAAUUAAUGCGGUGCAAACAACGAAUCCGGUCGUCUACCAAGGAUAUGCCGGUGCCUUUGCAAGCUUCUUCCAGACGGGGGACCCGAAUGCGCAUAAAUUGACCAACUCUUCGGAACCGGGCGUUCCAGAGGUGCAAAGUACCGGGGAAGAAUUUGUUAUUGUGGACCAUGGAUUUGAGAAUGUUCGCCUUGAACAGCUAAAGAAGCGGUGCGAAUUUUGGCGAAGUCUGGGGAAGAAAAUUCCUAUUUAG
Molecule: messenger RNA, 1617 nt
Organism: Penicillium cataractarum
Lineage: Eukaryota; Fungi; Ascomycota; Eurotiomycetes; Eurotiales; Aspergillaceae
Product: putative carboxylesterase
Exons: 2
Coding region: 1-1617 (538 amino acids)
Source: RefSeq, a predicted model, not a curated record